Messenger RNA from Globicephala melas (long-finned pilot whale), 7679 nucleotides. It is a transcript of the gene BAK1, whose product is annotated as BCL2 antagonist/killer 1. Gene Ontology annotation, biological process: intrinsic apoptotic signaling pathway in response to DNA damage; regulation of apoptotic process; extrinsic apoptotic signaling pathway in absence of ligand. Lineage: Eukaryota; Metazoa; Chordata; Mammalia; Artiodactyla; Delphinidae. The record is from RefSeq and is a predicted model, not a curated record. Gene Ontology annotation, molecular function: protein heterodimerization activity; protein homodimerization activity. Gene Ontology annotation, cellular component: mitochondrial outer membrane.
CUAGAGGGAGCUGAUUGGAGCCGGGAACCGCCGGCACCUCUAUGAUCGCCGCAGCCUCGCGGGUCCCCAGGGCCGUGCUGGGACCAGCAGAGGCUGCAUCCAGACACCAGGAAUUCACUGACGCCCCUUCCUGGGAGCCAGACCUGGGUACCUGACCCUGGGAGCAGCCACUGGCUCCUCAGGAUCUCCAGCCUCUGCCCUGCUGAGCCGUCCCGGGCCUGGGCCAGGGUCCGGGCAGGCUAACACUGCCAUUCCUGCCAGGACCUGAGAAAUGGCAUCCGGACAAGGCCCAGGUCCUCCCAGGCAGGGGUGCGAAGAAGAACCUGACCCCUCCUCCACUUCGGAGGAGCAGGUAGCCCGGGACACGGAGGAGGUUUUCCGCAGCUACGUCUUUUACCGCCAUCAGCAGGAGCAGGAGGCCGAGGGGGCGGCUGCGCCCACUGACCCAGAAAUGGUCACCUUGUCCCUAGAACCUAGCAGCACCAUGGGGCAGGUGGGUCGCCAGCUGGCCAUCAUCGGGGAUGACAUCAACCGGCGCUACGACUCCGAGUUCCAGGCCAUGUUGCAGCACCUGCAGCCAACAGCAGAGAACGCCUAUGAGUAUUUCACCAAGAUCGCCUCAAGCCUGUUUGAGAGCGGCAUCAACUGGGGCCGAGUGGUGGCUCUGCUGGGCUUUGGCUACCGCCUGGCCCUCCACGUCUACCAGCGCGGCCUGACUGGCUUCCUGGGCCAGGUGACCCGCUUCGUGGCCGACUUCAUGUUGCAUCACUGCAUUGCCCGGUGGAUCGCACAGAGGGGUGGCUGGGCUGGACGGGGAACCUGGACACGCCUGGCUUUUACCUGGUUUUUACUGACAGGUCUCAUCUCGGGCCUCCUGAAUCCUGUGGAGGGCUGGGUGUGUUUCUCCAGCCUCCUAGAAGGCCUUGGCCCCUCCCCACUCUUCUCCAGCCCCUUCUCCAGGAACGACCCUCAUUUCUUUGGGUUCCAGGCAAGUUUCCCAUCCCCACAGAGUCAGGGGUCUCCAAACUGCUAGGCUCUGGCUGCAGAGCUGGUGGGGCAGCUGCACCUGCCUGGGGACCCCCACAGGCCUGGCCUGAAUCCCUCUCCGUUCGGGGGCCCACCACCCACGCUUGGCUCCACCUGGGACACAGUGUCCCGGCUCCCUCUUCCCGAUGUCCCCCACAGCUAGCACACACACAGGGCUUUUCAUUCUAGGAGUUUUGUGCUGCAUGGGAGUCCCUAUGGGGACACAGCCAGGGGUGAUAAAAAUAACAAGCACGGGGGCGUUUAAAUGUUCCAAAAUCUACAAAGUCUUUCCAGUCCUGGGCACCCUGGUCUGUUUUCUGACACCCUUCCAAAGUGGUCACAUGCAAGUCCUAAAGGAUUCAGGCUUCUCUUUCACUCCCCCGAGGGCAUCUUGCCAAUCCCCUGGGCCCUCCGACUUGGUCUUCAAAGAGCCCACGUACUGACUGCAGUCAUAGGGAGGGGGCCCCUGCAGCAGUGGUGGCUGAAAGGGUGGUGGAUACAAGGCCCCUUGCAAUUUCCUGCAGGAAAAGCUCGGAGACGACAUUUAUGGAACAUACUCUGUGCCGGGCUUUAUGCUGAUAAUUUAUCAUACAUGCCCAAUCAGUAGGUAUUAUAGCUGGUGACCAGGAAUAGGGGGGGCCCUAAACUCCCACUUUACAGAUAAGGAAACUGAGGUACCUGUCCAGAGUUACCAGGUAGAAAGGUUGGAGAGCUGGCACUUGCCACCAGGAUACUGGCUCGAGGUUUUACAUGGAGGCCGGAAGGGUGGGGGCUGGGGCCGUUGGUCUUGAGCACAGGUCUGCCAAGGGGUGAGGCGGUGGAGGUAGCCUACACGCUACCGGCGGGAACCGCGCGACCCCUCUGAGAACGCCGGGAGGUGAGCCGGCUGCCCGGGUCAAAGAUGGCCGCUGCUGCAUCAGGCACGCAAGCGUGCCCUCUCGUGGGCAGGGCCUCGGCGCGCACCUCUCACCCCCUCCCCGCGGGAGGCUGGAAGAAAGGUGGGCCCUGGUGGCAGCUGUGUGUCCUCUGCCCCUGUAAGAAAGGCGUUAGAACUCUAUCCUGGAAGGUGUGGGAAGCCCCAUAAGGUUUUGGCCUGUGUCUAGCCUUCCACUCCACCCUCUAUUCUGCCAGGACGAAGUUGCCAAAACAAAUCUAAAUACAUCCCGGAGCUGUGAGGCGUGAGAACUUAGGAGGGACAGAAUAAGGCAGGGAGCAGAUGGGCUCUGCAGGUAUUAAGGAAGUUAAAUCAAAUUCUUCUCAAGAUUUGUAGGUCUUCUGAAAUUGUACCUUCGUCUCCUGCAAAGAGGUCUAGAUUCCUCAGUCCGUAGUGCCAUGGAGCUGGGGCAAUGCAGCCAGGGGAAGGAGCGUGUUCAGGUGUCAAGCUCAGUUGUGCAGCGUCAGUAUAAACUGGCACCUGCCCUGCCUCGAACCCGGUGCCUCCCCGCCCCCACCCCGCAGCGUACCUUCAUGUGUUUGCUGUUUUACAGCCUCUGAAGAAAGUUUAUUUUAGGCCACUGGGUGUCCAUCCAAAUGAGAAAAUCCUUCCUUUGCCCAAACCACUCAGUAGAUUGUUUGAACAAGUUUUUAGGACCUAACCAUCUGAAUAGCAUUAAAAUUAAUUAAAAUUAAUUCGUUAGUUAAUUAAAAUAAAGAAAACAACCAUAUCCUGCUCCAGUUGUACACACCAAGGAUGUAAAGGCCCAGAUCAAAGACACUUAUUUAGUUCAAUCUAAGCAGAACAGGUGUGUGUUUGUGUGUGUGUGUGUGUGAGUGAGACAGAGACAGAGAGAGAAGGGAGUUACAAGAGAUUGCCAGAGGUAUCUAAAUGUCAAGGUCCAGAAAAUCAGCAAAACCCAGUUUAUGGGACAUGGUUGCCAAUUGCCAAACACCAUAAAAAGGUGAACACCAGACUACUGGGAUAUAAAAGAUGGGGGAAGAGGAGGGAUUCAGCCCACCAGUUAACAAGAACAAAAAGCAGUGGUCUGCCCUAUCGAGCACAUGACUGGAAGCAGAUCCCUAGCAAAUUGUAUGAAUGAAUCAAAAGAGGGGCAACCUCACAAGACCAAAAUCAAGUGAUGGAAUAACAUGGGCAGAAACUGGACUUUCUGAGAAAAGUCAAUAGCUUAAGAGACGAAAGCCACAGAAUCUCCCUCCACCUGGAGUAUGGGAUUUGGCAACGGAUGCAGGCAGGCACCAAAUGGAUACCUGUGAGCAUGCAUCCAUUGCUGAAAUAAACAUGGAUAUGAGUAUACCUCUCAGCUCCACUUAACCAACUCUUCAUUUGCAGUCUGGGAAUCAUUCCUGGUGCCCAAUGCCUCAAGUUUUUCAAGGUUUAGCUAAGAACACAGUUCUUCAAAGUUUUCUGUUCCAUCACAUCGUGCAGUGAACCUGCUUUGCAAAGUUCACGGCACAGACUUUUGUGAUGAUUGGCUGCAUGGAAGCUGGGCUCACCGGCCUUCUCAUGUUUUGACUUGAACCCUCUCUUAGAGCAUCCCUACUAAGAGCAAUUUCUCCAAUUCAUUUCCAGCAGAUGGUUAGGCUUCCUCGAGAGUGAGAACAGUUUCUUGCUCAAUUCUCAGGAGGACCACACCAGGGUGAAUUUGGCAUGUCCAGCAUCUCUGAACUGUGGACGUUGUGAAUCAGAGUGCAUAGGAGGCACUGGGCUGGGCUUAGGGAUGUGGGUUCCCAUGUCUGCUAAAAAAGAAUGAGAUUUCCAGGAACCUGAUUGCCAGCCUACUAGCAGGCUGAGUGUGAGAAGGGCUGAGUGCAGGCUAAAAGCCAAAUGCUAUCCUGGUGAGGAGGUGGGGGAGUCCCUGCAUUCAGUUGUGAUGUGUAGUGUAAUGGACGAGAUUGUUUUUACAUGACCUUGGCUGGCCUGAACAAUGGGCUGGGUAGGAGUAGCCCUCCUUCCUUCUCCCAGUGAGAGGAGCCACACCCAAGCUCAGCUGACCGCUGGACUGGGGGCUUUUCCAAAUAUUCUCUGCCCCCCUCCUUGGCCAGUUGGGGACACAGUAACAUCCAUAGGCCAGAGGUGUCCAGUUACUGGCAUCCUCAGACAACUCCUGUAAUGGGCUGGCCCCCCGAAUCCAGACUGAAUGGUGCCAAGCAGCCUGGUGUUCCUUCAUUGACAAGGCUGCUUUCCCAUGCUAGCUCUAUACAAAGGCAGAGUGAUGGCAAGAAGGCCCUUCGCUGGAAUGCACACUGUAAAGCAGGCCCAGCUACCCCUGGCCUGGCUCGCCUCCACAGAAUGAGAUGAAGGUCAGAGGGCUGCGGCUGCUUCUCUUAUUGACCUCCUUGUUUUCUCUUUCCCCAGCAAAGCUGGGUGUCCUACAAUUUAACUCAAAUCUGGCACUUGUCUACCUGGAGAUAGCAUCAGAUCCCCCGAGUUAAGGGCUCAGUCCCUGAAGACUACCCCCACCCCCACCUCAAAUGCCAAUAGCAAGUCCAGAUGCUUCUGACAGACCGGCUAUAGAAGUUCCAACAACCCCUUCCUCUUGUUCGAUCAAUUUGCUAGAGCGGCUCAGAAAACAGUCUACUUACUAGAUUGCCAGUUUAUCACAAAAGAUAUUAAAAGAUACAAAUGGGGACUUCCCUGGUGGUCCAGUGGUUAAGACUCAGCGCUCCCAAUGCAGGGGGCCCAGGUUCGAUCCCUGGUCAGGGAACUAGAUCACGCAUGCCACAAGUAGGAGCCCACAUGCUGCCACUAAGGAUCCCUCACGUAGCAACAAAGAUCCAGCAUGCUGCAGCUAAGACCCAGCGCAGCCAAAUAAAUAAACAAAUAUUUAAAAAGAAAAAGAUACAAAUGAACAACCAGAUGAUGAAGAGAUAGGGUCAGGUCUGGAAGAGUCCAGAACACAAGAGCUUCUGUCCCCAUGGAGUUCUGGGUGUGCCACCCUCCUGGCAGGUGGAGGCAUAGCUGGCAGGUGUUCACCAACCAGGACGCUCUCCCAAACCGCAUGGUUCAGAGAUUCUUACGGAAGCUUCAUUACACAGGCAUGGUUGAUUAAAUCGUUGACCACUGGUUACUGAUUCAACCUCCAGCCCCUCUCCCCUUCUCCAGAGGUGGGAGAAUGGGGCCAAAAGUUCCAACUCUCUAAUCAAAGUUGGUUCCCCUGGCAACCAGCCCCCAUCCUUAGGGGCUUUCCAAAAGUCACCUCAUUAACAUAAACUCAGGUGUGGCUGAAAGGGCCUUGUUAUGAAUAACAAAAGCACCUUUAAAAAAAAUGCACCUUUAUAUAUCGCUCUUAUCUCUUAGGAAAUUCCAAGGAUUUUAGGAGCUCUGUGUGGGGAACACGGACAAAAACCAAAUAUGUAUUUCUUAUUAUAAAUCGCAAUAUCACAAAGUCUAUUUCCAUGCUACAUGAUGCUAUGGGAUUUGUCUCGAAUGUGUGUCUGACAGGGAGAGACCCAGACGGGUUUUGUCUAUGGGAAACACCCCUUCCUUGCGCCCAGGACCGCCACCCCCCCCCCCCCCCCCCCCCCCCCCGGUGCACGCUUCGUGCCACAGUGCCUCCCUCUGCCCACGGCUGCCCUGAGUCAGCACCGCUUCUGAAGCCUCUCCGCUCCUCAUCUCCCCAUCUCUGCCUUCCCAUUCCCACUGCCAAGGCCCUGGGGUGUAUCCUCAAUGUUCCAGGUUUUGGUAAUGGCCCUUCCUUGGGUCCUGCCCAGCUCAAAUCCUCCCAGAACCCCACCACCGCCAAACCCACUUCACGAAACAUUGUCUUUAUCAUGUCACAUCCCCACUUCAGAUCCACUAGAUCCGUUCUAUUCAUUACGUUCACUUCCUCUUUGCGGGUCCCUGGUGGAGGCACUGGGAAGCCAAUGUCUCUCUAUCCUUAGGGAGCUUCCACUUCAAAGGAGGAAGCGCCAAGCAGUGACAAUAGCUCAGGUGAGAAGUGUCAGGGCAGCGCAGGGGCCGUGGGGUCCCAGAGGAGAUGCACCAAGCCAGGUCUGGGGGUGAUCCAGGGAGGCUUCUCAGAGGAGGGAACAAACAGACAUUUGAGACCUUUCCAGCUUUUCUCUGACUCCUACCAGAUGGUCCAAGUAUCACGCUGUUGUCUUCAGAGCUCCUCCACUUCUUCCCUGUCCUCCAAUCCACAUUUAACAGGAUCUGCUCCCCACCCACCUCUUUUCUUUGUUUCAACCUGCUUCUUCGUCCUUUAACAUCAGAAGGGCAGCAGAAUGUGCCACCUCAAAAUAUGACACUUUGGUAUAUUUUGAGCUGUAGGCACUUGAAAAACAGCAAAUGCAGGGAGAGGCUUUCUCGGAAUCCCCCUUAUCUGCCUAAAGACAGAUCCUCUCAGGAUGGAUUGUCAUGGAUUCCCCUCCCCAGGAGUUUCAUCAACCAGAGAAGACUGUUUAUCCUCAAAGAGGAGACUAGAAGUCCACAUCGCACCAAACUUUGUCACAAACUGUCGUAUCUCCCAUCUGUUCUCUUAAGGGCCCGUUUGCUUCCUUAAAAAUCAUUUACUCUCCCCUAAGAGGCCUACAUAACCCCUCCCCCUUCCCUAUUCAGAUGGUAUUUAAUCCUGAAUUCUAAACUACAUCAGGAAGUUACUCAUUUUUCCCUGGGUAUCUCCUCCCAGGUAUAUAUGAGGUAUACAAGUCAAUGCACUUCUACUUGUUUUCCUCUUGUUAAUCUGUCUUUUAUUGCAGGGGUCUCAGCUAAGAAUUCAGAGGGGUAGAGGAAAAAUUAUCUUCCCUCCCCUACAUAUCCAAUGUUAAUUCCAUCUCUGUCAGGAAGCCUUCUGUGACCACCCUCCAAACCUGGGUCAGUUUCGCCCUUCUCUCAUCUCCAGUGUUUCUUGGGAUCUGAUGCUUAAUGGUCUUGUCCAGUUAGGAAGAUCAUUUCACUUUAAGUUUUGGGACCCGGGUAUAAGUCUUAGGUCUUCCUCUUACAUAGCUUUUGGGCUAGUCCCUCUAAAUGUGAAAAUAAAUAAGAAUGCAUGCUUGCUUUCAUUCAUUCAACAAACAUUUAUUGGAUACCAUGAAGGCUCUAUAAAACCAAAUGGAGUGGAAUGUCUGAGAACUUUGCUCUAGUAUUUGUAUUUGUCUUGUUAUGUAUAUGAUUUACCGGUAGGAACUGAGUUGUAUCUAUUGAAUUUGUUUGUCAAUUACUGCUAAUCAAAUAAUAGGACCUCAUUGUAAUCUUCAAAAAUAUUUUAUUAUUAAUAAUAAAAUCUGGGGCUUCCCUGGUGGCACAGUGGUUAAGAAUCCGCCUGCCGGGGCUUCCCUGGUGGCGCAGUGGUUGAAAGUCCGCCUGCCAAUGCAGGGGACACGGGUUCGUGCCCCGGUCCGGGAAGAUCCCACAUGCCGCCGCGGAGCAACUAAGCCCGUGCGCCACAACUACUGAGCCUGCACUCUAGAGCCCACGAGCCACAGCUACUAAGACUGUGUGCCACAACUACUGAAGCCCAUGUGUCUAGAGCCUGUGCUCCACAACAAGAGAAGCCACCACAAUGAGAAGCCUGCGCACUGCAAUGAAGAGUAGCCCCCACUCGCCGCAAAUAGAGAAAACCCGCGUGCAGCAACAAAGACCCAACUCAGCCAAAAAUAAAUAAAUAAAUUUGUAAGAAAAAAAACACAAUGUACACUGUACACCUGAAACUAACAUAACAUUGUAAGUCCACUAUACUCCAAUAAAAAUUAAAAAA